This is a messenger RNA of Prorocentrum cordatum, 944 nucleotides long. NCBI's taxonomy places the organism in Eukaryota, Dinophyceae, Prorocentrales, Prorocentraceae. The record is from the annotation of a GenBank genome assembly.
CAUUUGUUGUUGGGCAUUGUGCGCACUUGUUUCCGUACCCAUUUCGGGCGUCCAGAUCCAUAUCCGCCGCCCGCUGGGGUCCCAGGACUUCGGUUCCACGAGCGGUGGAUGUCGAUGCAGUCGGGGCGCUGAAGAAGGAACCCCUCUCGUUGGGGAGGGGCUCCGUGCUCCUUCCCUGUUUCACCGUUUGCCUGCGGUUGUCCUCGAGUCGCCUCGACUGCACACCCCCUCCUCGCACCCGGAAGCGCGCCGCUCGCCUGCGCGCCUCUGCCGCCAUGGCGCCCCUCCGCGGCACCGCGCUGCCGGCCUGCCUCGCGGCCGCCCUCGGGCUCUACCUCCUGCCGGGCGCCUUCGUGGCGCCCGCGCCCUCGGCGCGCCCCGCCGCCUCGGUGGCCACCGCGCGGGGGCGGGUGGCCCUCGCCGCGCGCGGCGGCGGCGAGUACGACGUCAGCGAUGCCGACAUCCAGGCGUUCUACGACGAGACGAUCUCGGGCAACGGCGGCGACCCCCCGAAGGGCACGAUCGCGGCGGAGCUCAUCGUCAAGCACUUCCACGGGGUGUGGGACGAGAGGGGCACGUUCACCCGCUACAGCGGCCAGUGGAAGGGCCCGCCCCCCGGGGGGAUCGGCAAGAGGGACAUUGCAGUCGGCAUUGCGGGCCUCAAGGAGCAGAUGAAGCUGGGCAAGCACGUCGUCAAGGGCGGCCCUGGGAGCGACGAGACCCAGAAGGUGAUGGACGACGGAAAGGGCUGGGUCUGGCUGGCCGCGGACAUGAGCCCUGGUGGCCUGGCGGUGCAGCUGUACACCUCCGUGCCGUACGGCAAGCGCCCACUGUUGGUUGCCAAGCGCUCUGAGGUGGACACCAUGUUCGAGAAGGUGAACUGGGACCUCAUGGACAAGCGCAUUGACACCACCAUGGGCGGGCCCCAGGUGAAGCAGCGCUGA